CAACACCAACACCACGACUCAAUCACAAUCACCACAAUCACCACCACCACUACCAAUGCAAUGAUACUCCGCCCAGGCAGCGCCCUCGCUGCGACCUUCGCCCUCUCCUCUCCCUGCCACCGACCCUUUCUCCUGCGCGCCGCUCCGCUCUUCCUCCAUCCCGCCCAGCGCUUCGCCUCGCAUUUGCCGCCGCAGAAACAAAACCUGGUCAAAAAGCCAGCGCCGACUCCCCCCGUCCAGCGCAAUGUCGACCCCGAAGAGCUAGUCAACCCGCCCGUCUCGACCUCCCCAAUUCCCCUCGACCUGCCCGAGCGCGAGCCCGGUCAAAACUACUUCAGCCACCUCCUGCGCACCGGCAAACAAUACCUCGCCUUCUACAAGGCCGGCGUCAAGAAUGUCAACGUGAACCGCGGCCUCGCGGCGAAACUGGGCCACGCGCGCGCGUUCCCCCAGCGCCCGGAUCAGUGCACCCUCUCGCGCGCCGAGUUCCAGCUGAUCCGCCGCUCGCGCUACGACAUGCGCCGCGUGCCCGUGUUCGCGGUGCUGCUGCUGCUGCUGGGCGAGUGGCUGCCGCUGGUCGUCGUCUUCGUGUCCGGCCUCGUCCCGCGCACCUGUCGCAUCCCCAAGCAGAUCAGCAAGGACCUGUACAAGCGCGAGCUGCUGCGCCGGAACGUGCCCGUCUUCUCCGACCCGGCGUAUGCGCGCGAGCAGCCGCGCAACUGGCUGGUCCUGCGCAAUCGCGCCCAUGGCUUGUUGCCCGCGUGGUUGCUCCAAACUGCCGCGCCCCUGUGCCCGACUUAUCUGCUGUGGUUCCGCCUGCGUGCUCAUCUCCGCUAUCUGGCAGUCGAUGACUACCUGCUAAAGCGCGAUGGCGGCGAGAAGCUGUUGAUUGCGCGCGAGCUGCGCACUGCCUGUGAUGAGCGUGGCAUCAACACGGGUUCCAAAGACAAGCUGACCAUGCAGCGUGCGUUGGGGACGUGGUUGAGCGCGUCUCCGGAGAAGAAGGGUUACGACAUGUUCGGCCUCGACGAAAAAGACGACAAGUAGGAGCGGUCCUACAAUGUAUUGCAAGACAAAUCUCCACUACUGUAUACCUAGUACAAAAUACAUCAAGCAUUUUAUAUAUGUAUCAC
Messenger RNA from Aplosporella prunicola CBS 121167, 1133 nucleotides. RefSeq lists its product as uncharacterized. The record is from RefSeq and is a predicted model, not a curated record. The transcript has a single exon. Gene Ontology annotation, cellular component: mitochondrial inner membrane. Gene Ontology annotation, biological process: intracellular monoatomic cation homeostasis. Bases 61 to 1047 code for a protein of 328 amino acids. Gene Ontology annotation, molecular function: ribosome binding. NCBI's taxonomy places the organism in Eukaryota, Fungi, Ascomycota, Dothideomycetes, Botryosphaeriales, Aplosporellaceae.